CCGGAGCUCCGGCCCGGGGCGCCGCAGGCGCGCGCGUGUCUGGUGUCCGCGUGCCUGUGCGUAAGUGCGUGCGUGUAUGUGUGUGUGUGUGUUGAAUUGGAGUCAUCCGACUGGGUGUUCCCUUCCGAGUGGUGGUUGGAUCAGCAAUCCAUUAGGGGAUCAUGGAAACUUUUUUUCUGGCUAAAAGGAUGAAAACUGAAGCCGUGAAUGCUUACAGGAAAGUGGGAAUUUAAAACUGAAUGAAGGGCAGCUUACAAAAGGCUGAAAGCGGGACUGCUUUAAAACCAGAGGAAAAAUGAGGAACUGCUAAGGCAACCUGGCCUGCCUCCAGCUGUGCAACAGGCACUGUGGGUUUUAACCUAUUGCAUUCUUCAAGGCUGUUUUCAGACUCCAGAUUUACUUUGGUGGAGUUCUCUCUACUCCUGUGAAGCUGAGGCAGAGUCGGAUUCCUUUGCUGGGAGUUUAAGGAUGUUGUGAAAACACGGCAUUGCCGGAAGCAACGGUUUGGCAGCAACGCGCAGGUUAUUUGUUACAUCUAUUAUUAUUUUGAUGUCUUUUUUUAUCCCUGGUCAGCCACUUUUCACUGUCAUCCAUGAAAGGGCUCUCCUGAACCGCCGCAGACUUUUGGGACCUAUGAUUCUUGGCUUGAUCCUUCGGAAAGUUCUUAAGCAGGGAUGGAGCAAACCUGAUUGGAGCUGUGGAAGAACAGGACGGAUUUGUAUUUUUCAUGCUGACAAAAAGUAACUGCUAUGACUUUUCCCGCAACGUGGACAGGGGCCAAGUGAAGCUGAACUGGUCAUGCUCUGUCGCCCAGUGUUCCCUUGUCGCCGGCGAUUUUGCCCCCGGCCCUUUUUGGUGGGUUCCGUUGUGGCGAUCUGUCUCUUCUACCAGACUCUGACCCUCCGAGGGACAAGGAAGCUCACAGGCGCUGUCCCUGGCACUGCCCCACACACAUCCACGGACAUCCAGGCAAGCAGAUGCAAGCAAGAAUUCUCCAAGGACAAACCGUGCUUCCUUCUACCUGGUAAUGCGCAGGAAAUCAGAAAGAUCCAAGAAGCAAUGGAGACACACUUUGGCGGGGACGGCCGAAGAGCUGUACUCUACAGGCCUUCGAACAACAAAACAGACCUUCAGCUCUACCAGCGCAUUCUCAGGGGACAUGGCUAUAUGGUUGUCAUUGCUGAAGAAAGGCUGGAUGCUGGAGUUGGGCUGGGGCUGCUUGAACAAGGUGCUUUGGGCCCUUGGGAUCUGCUCAUUUGCCUGUCUUCUUGGAAAGCUGAUGGGAAACCCUGCCUGUCCAAGGAGCACGUGUGCCAGCUACGUUCACAUCAAAGGGUAAACAUAUUACCAGAAAUACAGCAUCAGCUUUGCAGAAAGGAAGGAUUAUGUGAAAUAAUUAGAAGAUUUCCAGAAUUGCAACUUCCUGUGAGUCCCUCUGUAUGUCUGAAACAGGGAAUACAGUUAAAGCCGAGUACUUCAGGUCACCUUUUAAAAACGGUGAAGCCACAUAUCUGGAAACCAGGGAACUGGAGACGUGAACAGCUGAAUCAAACAACAGUCCUAGCUCUACAUGAAACAAUCUUUAGAGCUGAAGAUCUAUCUGUGAUUCUUAAAGCAUAUGUGCUGGUGACAUCUUUAACCCCUUUGCGUGCGUUUAUUCAUUCAACUGGCACGGUUUGGAACCUACCAAAGAAAAAACGCUUCACUGUCAAGCUGCAAACAUUUUUUGAGACAUUCCUGAGGGCCAGUUCAUCUCUUCAGGCUUUUGAUAAUAUGAAAGAAGCAAUUAGCAAACUCCUGCUAGCCUCAGAAGUGUUCAGUGAAACAGCUACUCUGGGACCAAAGACCGUCAAUAGAUGCAGAUUAUGUUUUCAGCUUUUAACUUUUGACAUUGGUUAUGGCAGUUUCACGUACCCUGUAGUGCUUCAGGUACAUGAGCAUUUACAUUUUCAAGAUAAUGAUAAUAUGGAGCUUGAGGACCAGAAUAUAGAAGAAUUCCUUUUAAAAGAUACUUUCAAUUUUCUUUUCUCUAAUGAAUCAUCACUUUCUGUGUUUUCCGAGAUAUUUCAGAGACUUUUUAGAUCAGAUGCGUACAAGAGUGAAAAUGAUCAAAAGGAACUACAUCAAUGUCUAUCUUUAGAAGAAAUCAACUCAAUUAUCACUUUCAUAAAGGAACUUGGGAGUCUGGGACAAUUCCAACUGCUCUUCCCAUCUACUACACCUGGGAUUCAAACUUUGAUGCAUGAAUUUUAUGACAUGGAAAAUCCUAUGGGAAAACCUGGUUCAGUCCUGACCCAAUACUGGUCUCUUCUAAAUGUAUUUGAACAAUUUCAGCUCAUGAAUAAAAAGGCACAGCUGCAUCCAUUGGAAUGGAAUUCUUUCACAGAGGAUGAGAACAUUGAAAAACCACAAGUGCCAUUUGAUGCAAUAGAAAAUAAAAAAGCUGCAGUUCCACAAAUUCUAAAUGAAAAUAAAGAAAUACAUUGCAGUAAUGAUAAAAACAUACCAUGUCAUAUCAAGCAGAUGUUCACACAUCCACAUUUGGAACUAAAUCCUGAGUUUAAUUCACAGAUCAAAGAUUAUUAUGCUGAAGUCCCAUUUGAUAUGGUAACAGUGGCAAUCAGAGUGGAGACUUCUAAGUGUCAGUGCAAAGUGCACCUACAUGAGCAAGCGGGGCCAAGCUUUGCCAACUACCCUCUAGGCUUAGGAAUGAACAAAAUCUCAAUAUUUGUGGUAGAUGAAUCUCCAGCACAGAGUGAGACCCUGAUCACUUACAAACUCACCAUCUAUAGAGAAGACCGACCAAGUCUGCCCCUGUUUGAGGAAUUCACAGCAUGUGGUUUUGUGCAGGACUGUGGUUUACUGAUUCACCCGGAGGAAACCUGUGGGUUACAGCCUAUUUCUUCUGACUACAUUGAAACCAUUUCUCAGUCGGAGCUGAAGAGCUGCCCAUCUGGGGACGUGCAAGGCCAGUGGAUUGUGCCAUGCCUUAGUUGUUCAGACAACAGGACCUGUGACUGGAGAAAAAUAACUUGGCAGCCCCACAACUGCCAAUAUGGCGUCCUAACUAAGUCUCAACUGCAGCAGUGCUUUGGAGGAAGGAAGAUUCUCUUCAUUGGAGACUCAACCAACAGAGGGAUCAUGUACUAUCUGAUGGAAAGACUGAAUGCAACGUUGCAGGAAUGGCAGAAGGUGCAUGGCACGAAAUUCUACCACAACGUCAAUGGCGGGAAGACUGUGAUCAGCUACUCCUACUAUCCUCAGUUCUGGAUGAGCCCUUCCUUGAGACCAACAUUUGAAAAAGCACUUGAACAUCUCUUGCAAAGAUCACGUCCCCUAGAGAAUACCCUUCGGACUGUACUGGUUGUUGGUGGUGUUCAGUGGCUUAAUUCCAAUCACCUGCAAAUUAUUCACAAGGUUUUGAAGAGGGAAAAUUUACUCAAUAUCCUAGUGAUCAUCAAAACUUUGGGAAUUGGAUUUCAUCUGCCAGCGGAUGGAGUGCAUUUCUUAACACAGAGUGAAGUACGGAAUUUAUGGAAAGAAAAUUUGAUUAUUCUGGAUACCGCAAAAAAAUAUGGCUAUGAAGUAGUUGACACAUUUACCAUAACAAUGGGAAGAUACAAAGAAUUUCUGCAGGGGAAGUGCGCAUGUCAUUUUCAUGAGGUAGUGAAAUCAAAGUUAUCCAAAGAAUAUCACGUUAUUAAAAUGAAAAGAUCAAGGAAUCAUAUAGUGGGGAAAUACUUCAGUAAUCAAAGCAAGCGACAACAAGACUCUGUACCAAAUAUUGAAUCACCAUAUCAUGUCAGAGGUCCCAUAAAUCAGGUUUGUUCUGAAAUCCUUCUCAGCAGGAUGUGUGAGAGUAAAAGGAUUGAGUAGACUCUCUGCAGGAAAACUGAAUUUAGAGUCUGAGACAAGCCGCUCCCCCAGGCAGCGGUCUGGGAGCCAAACCCUGUGUACCACAUGCAUUUUGGAUGGAUCACACACACGCAUGCGCACUGACACACACGUGGGCACCAACAAUGCACACACAGCUAAAACAAAUUCACAAUAACACUUUUUCUUAUAGCUUUAUAAAGCCAAGUGUGAACUUGAACUCCACCUUGUUUCAGAGUGAAAGACAGACCUAGAAAAAGGUUACUUGAAGUAUAAUUAUAAACCAGAACCACUGUGGGCAAGAUAUGGCAUUGUGUUAAUAAAGAGAAAUAAAGACACUUGAAUUAUGUGAAAAACAGGAUAGUGCUCUUUAGUUUGUGUUACCAUCUCCAUAGAUACAUUAAUAUUGAAAGGGGGGGAAACAAUUACAUUCCACUUGCAAGCAGAGGUGGUGAUUUUUUUAUCAGGAGAAAAAGUGGCAUUUAUGAUGGCGUAGGCUUUGUGAAUCGAAUGCUUAUGAAAAACAUUUCCUCCUAUGCUUUUUAAAUUUUCUUACUGAAAGGAAAAGAGCAGGAAUGCUCCUCAAGAGAAUUUGAAGAGGUUCCAUGAAACAUAUAUAAACUAAAAUAUUUUUUAGUUAAAAUACCAAUGUAUUUAACUUUGUACUCAUGUUUUCCAUAAACAUUCCCUUCUGGUCCUAUCUGUGAUCUCGCAUGGGUAAGCGCAGUCUCAACUGAUGAAAUACAUAGUUUUAAAGUAAGAGACAAAAUGUAGUUACUUGUGUAUUACUUUAGUAUGUUUCAUUGAUGAUAUUUCUUAAGAAGGCUUUUCGUGCCAUUGUAGCCCUAUGUAACUUAAAAUUACAAUUACAUUUUAUGUAAAUAUUUUUCCAAGGAUUAUGAAUUUUCAAAUCGAUAGGCAUAUUUUUCCUAAAGCAUUUGUGUACAGCUACAAGGAGAAUUAUGUUACUGGUAUCAGUAUUUUGAUUUUCCAGAGCAACCGUAUCUAAUCCAAAUUUAGAGUAGGCAUAAAAUUAUUUUUUGAAUUAAAACUGUGGCAUACAUAUAAAACAUACCUAAUUCUAGUGUUUAGAACUUUCCCUUCUAUCUCUUAGGUUCAUAAUGAUAAAUGUCCUUAUUAUAAAAAUGCUUUGUUGUGAGAUGACAUCUCACAGUUACAAUGGCUUUUAAAGAAUUAUUUUUCUUUUUUAGAAAAAAAAAGACCCAAGAGGGUUCAUUCAAUACAUGGCUGAAAUUUCCAAAUGCACAAAUACCUCAAUUUCACUGCAAUAUAAAAAAAAAAAAUAUCUUGAUUGAUAAGUUUCUUAGUAUGAAUAUCCACCUCCUUUAAAUACUCUAUUUUUAUACAUAUUUUUAUAUGAAGAUAAACAGGAAUUUAUAUUUAACUAUCUUAAAUUAUAUUUACAUAAAUGCAAAUAUUACUUGAUAUAAACAAUCCAGACAUGCAUCUUACAGAUGAUAGAUUUUUAAAAGAAUGGUACAGAAUUCAUGUUAAAUGUGAAGGUCUUUCUAGUAGCUACACUUAAAUGCAAGCAUUGUUUUUAGGUUUUCAGUGAUUUUUUUUUUUAAGAAAUGAUAUAAAACACCGCCAAUUCAUGUAGCCUUUCCAUCAUUUUUUAACUUAUUAUAUCUCUGUAACAGUAUUAUAGUCACCGAGUAUUUCUUAUAAUUCCUUUCCCACCUAACUGUAAUAACCAUCUGACUGAGGCUAGCCUGGCAUUUACCUCUUCACCAUUGAAAUAAUAAUGGAUUUUAGAAACAAUUGUAAUGUCAUUAAUAAAGUCUUACUG
Molecule: messenger RNA, 5683 nt
Organism: Nycticebus coucang (slow loris)
Lineage: Eukaryota; Metazoa; Chordata; Mammalia; Primates; Lorisidae
Gene: CPED1
Product: cadherin like and PC-esterase domain containing 1
Exons: 23
Coding region: 799-3876 (1025 amino acids)
Source: RefSeq, a predicted model, not a curated record